Molecule: messenger RNA, 2436 nt
Organism: Plasmodium malariae
Lineage: Eukaryota; Apicomplexa; Aconoidasida; Haemosporida; Plasmodiidae
Product: conserved Plasmodium protein, unknown function
Exons: 1
Coding region: 1-2436 (811 amino acids)
Biological process (GO): iron-sulfur cluster assembly
Molecular function (GO): ATP binding; 4 iron, 4 sulfur cluster binding; ATP-dependent FeS chaperone activity
Source: RefSeq, a predicted model, not a curated record
AUGGACAGUGACAUAAUCGACGAAGAAUUUGUGUACGGCAAAAAUAUUGAAAAGAUAAAGAAAAAAAAAGCGCUAAUCUUAGAUUGCCUAAAAAGUGUAACAGACCCAGAUUUAAAAAAGAAUAUUGUUGAGUUAAAUUUUGUUCGUAAUUUAAAAAUAAUUGAAAAGGAAUGUAGAAAAUAUGACGUAAAUUUUGAUUUAAAUUUGACAACUCCUGCCUGUCCUGUUAAGGAAGAAUUAGUUGCAGAAUGUAAAAAAAAAUUGAGAUUAUAUGAAUGGAUAGAAAAUGUAAAUAUUAAUAUAACAUUUAUAAAUUUUAAUGAAAAUAAUAACAAAAGAAAUCGAAUUAAUAAAAUUGAAAAUAUUAUAUUAAUAUAUAGUUGUAAAGGAGGAGUAGGGAAAUCUUUUUUUUCAGUUAAUUUUUCGUUUUACUUGAAAAAAAAAGGAGCAUCCGUUGGACUUCUUGAUGCAGAUAUUAAUGGCCCGAGCUUACCCACAUUACUUCCAUUUGAACAUACAUACGCAAAAUUUAAAAAUACAAAAAAGACAAGGAAUAAUAAAAUAUUUUAUGAAAAGGAGCUAGGUAAUUAUGACCAUAGUGAUGAUUGUACAAGUGGUAUAUCAAAGAAGGAAAUUGAACAAAAGCUGGAUUUUUUGCAUAUCCCUAUAGUUGAUCAUCACAAUGAGAAAUGGCAAAAGAUCGAUCAAAUUAAAGGUGAGAGAGGGCAGGAAAGAGCAGAUAGCAACGAGUUGAACAGUCACAGGGACAAAAUUGGCGAUAUCUAUGGAAUUGAUCGUAUUUUUAACAUUGACAACAGUGAUAACGUUAAUCGCACUAAUAAUGCUAAUCGCACUAAUAGUGCUAAUCGUUCUAAUCAACCUAAUCGCAGUAGCACAAUAAAUUUGAAAGGUAAUGAUGAUGAUGAUAAGGAAUCGCAAAAGGUCGUGAGAGAUCACGUGCCAUACCAAAAUUUGGGUGAAACGAAAAAUAACGUGCACAGAAUAUCUUACGACCAGGGCAGUGUCAAGGAUAAAGAAGUUUGUGAGGAUGAACGAAACGACGAGAAGGAGGAAGAGGAGGAAAAUGUGGAUAGACAACCCAUGAUUGAACCAUUAGUAUUUAAAGAUGUAAAAUUAAUGUCUUAUGCGUAUAUAAAAAAUAAAAAAAAUUUAGGAUUUGCUUCUUUUCGAGGGCCUAUACUAAAUGAAUUAAUAAACGAAUUUAUAAAUCAUGUAGAUUGGGGAAUCCUAGAUUAUUUAAUUAUAGACAUGCCUCCAGGAACUAAUGAUAUACAUUUAAAUUUAUUUGAAACUGAAAAAAUUGAUGGAAUUAUUAUGGUAAGUACCCCCAAUGAUUUAUCUAUUAAUGAUGUAGAAAAAGGAAUAAACAUGUGCAAUUAUUUUAAUAUACCAAUAAUUUGUCUGAUUGUUAAUAUGAGUUAUUUUAUUUGUGAUAGCUGCGAUAAAAAACAUUAUAUUUUUAAUAACUGCAAUAUGGAGGAUUUGAAAAAAAAAUUUACUAAAGUGUACGACAUUCCUUUUCAUUCCUUGUUUGCAAGAAAUGCGUACCAAGCUUGUGAUAGCAGUGGUGAUGGCAGUGGUGAUGGCAGUGGUGAUGGCAGCGGUGUACGUAGUGGUAGUCGUAGUGGUAGUCAUAGUGGUAGUCAUAGUGGUAGUCGUAAUGGUAGUCGUAAUGGUAGUCGUAAUGGUAGUCGUAAUGGUAGUCGUAAUGGUAGUCGUAAUGGUAGUCGUAAUGGUAGUCGUAAUGGUAGUCGUAAUGGUAGUCGUCGUGAUAGUCGUAAUGAUAGUCGUAGUGAUAGUCAUAGUGAUAGUCGUAAUGAUAGUCGUAGUGGCAGUCGUAGUGGUAGUUAUAGUGGUGGUUACAAUGGCGUACGCAGUGAUAGCCAAAAUGGUAGUUGCAGUGACCGUAAAAGUGGUAGGACGAAGGGAGAGUUGAAAUUCCCCUUUAUUUUGGCCUUUGAAAAGCAUUAUUUAAUUGACAAGCUAGAAUGUAUUUUUCAAAAUAUUAUAAGACAAAUUUCUAUAAUAAAAAAUAAUCAUAUGUUGAACUUACCAUCUUUACAAAUAUAUAACAAACAGUACAUUCAACUAUCCUUUGACUCGAUAGAAAAUAAAUACGUCUUUGCAGAUGAUGUAUUACUUUGUAAUAUUAAAGAUAUUCGAUUAAAAUGUACAUGUGACAUAUGCAAAUUAAAUAGGAAAAAGAAAAAUUACAAAAAAAAAAAAUUUUUAAAUCGUAAUAUUUAUGUAAAGGAUAUUAUAAAACUAGGUACGUACAAUGUUAAAAUUGUGUGGUCAGAUCAGCAUGUAUCUGUUUACUCAUAUUCUUACUUGAAACAUAUUUUUCAGAAAAAAAGGCUCAGUGGGGGAAGUGCAUAUUGCCAGGUGAGCAACAGUGAUAGGUAUGAGUGGUAG